Molecule: messenger RNA, 2339 nt
Organism: Effrenium voratum
Lineage: Eukaryota; Dinophyceae; Suessiales; Symbiodiniaceae
Source: the annotation of a GenBank genome assembly
AGCCUCGGCCCAAAUGAAGCUCCUGCCGGGCGAAGGAUGAGGUGGAUCAUCCUUCUGUCGCUGGCAGCCCUUGCCGCGGGAAUUGGGCCUGGUCUGAGGUCAGCAGAUGUUGCAGAUGCCAAUGCUACUCAGGCGCCGCGCCUGCGAAGGGCGGAUGCGAGGCCGAGCUGGUCUCCCAGGGUAGCACAAGACCCUGCGGCCGCCGCUGCUGCGCCCACGCCGGCCCCAACGGGCCUGAUGCUGAAAGCCCUCUGGCGCGGCUUGCGGACAGCCCUAGGAUAUGCCGUCCUCGCGUGCGGUAUCGCCAUUUGGGUGUACUGGAUCCCAAGUCUCCUCUACGAGGAGCAUCAGAAGUUCUUGGCAGACAACCUGGAGGGCAGGUCCUUCAACAUGUUCCUCACGUAUCGUUUCAACUACUGGAUGAACUCGAACGGCUUGUCCGCUAUGGGCACCAUCCUCUUGAUCGGCAUCUUGACGCUCCUGACCUUUGGCGCUUUGAUGUAUGCCGCCUUCGUGGGGGGCUCUCCGGUGACAGGACUUUGGGUGUGCUUCGUUUGGGCCUCUGCGGCCUCGGUGGAUCCGGGCGCCUCCGCCAUCACGGGCUUCGUGGGGAUCUUGACCACCUUGGGCGGCCUGGUCCUGCUGGCGGUGCUGCUGACCAUGAUCUCGGACUACUUCGCCAAGCAGGUGGAGGCGUCGAAGCAGGGCCGAGACCCGGUAGUGGAGGGUGGCCACCUCUUGUUGCUGGGGCACUCGGUGCAGACCAAGCAGCUGCUCGAGGAGUUCGCGCUGUGCGAGGCGGACGACAAGCCCACCACGGUGGUGAUCCUGGCGAACCAAAGCAAGCAGGAGGUGGAAGACGAGAUCGAGGCCAUGAACACGGAGUUGGGGGAUCUCAAGCUGGUAGUGCGCAACGGCAAGACCUGCGACAAAGCAGACUUAUGGAAGGUGGGCGCAGACUGUGCGACUCGCAUUGUCAUCCCAGAGAAUCCGCAGGUGUCCUUGGAUGAGUCCGACGCCGCGACCAUGGGUAUCCUUCUGACCCUCAAGGGCCAGGGCAAGAGUGGUUGGCCCAACAACGGCUACGUCGCGGUCCAGUGCUGCCUUGGCCGCAAUGUGCAGUACAUGCAAGACUUGUACGACAAGACCUUCAUUCUGUCGGGGGAGCGCUUGGGCCGUGUCAUGGUGCAGAGCUUGCAGGAUCAAGGCCUCUGCUCGGUCUUCAACCAGAUCAUCGGCUUCAACGGAGAGGAGUUCUACAUCGCCGGGGCGGAGGAGCUGGGGGUGGUCGGCAAGAGCUUCCGAGAGCUGCCCUUCUGGUUCCCCAUCACCGUGCCGCUCGGCGUAGUGGACCGAGAGGGCAACUACCUGGUGAACCCCGAGAAGUCGUAUGAGGUGCAAGCAGACGAUUCUGUGAUCCUGUUGGCAGAUGACGAUGACGCUGUGGGGCCCGUGGAGGCGGAGGCGCCCUUCUUCGACCUCGGGCGCUGGUGCGCUCAGCGCAAGGCCGCGGAGUUCCGAGAGGCCAACCCCAACGACGGGGAGACGGUCAAGGCGCUGAUUUGCAACCUGAACGACCGGAACUUCGGGUGUGCGAUCUUGUUCGCUCUGGACGAGAUGGCUGGACCCGGCUCUGAAGUAGAGAUUUACUGCUCCCUGGGAGAGGAGGAGCUGCAAGACGUGCUGUCCAAUGCCCAGCGGAGGCAGGAGAAGCACUUUGAGAACAUUACCGUGUCCAAAACAUAUGUUACACCCCGCAACGCCAUGACGUCCAUGUACCGCCUCAAAGAGAUCCCCGUGGAGAGCUACGACCAGAUCUUCAUUCUGGCGGAUGCCUCCCAGGGAGUUGACCGCGCUGACGAGCAAACCGUGGCCAUGGUGCUUCAGAUGAAGUCCCUCAUGGAGCAGCGAAAUUCGGAGCAGGAUUUCCAGCCCCUCGUCGAGAUCUGCACCCCCACGGCAGAAGAGCAGCUCUCGCAGAUUGGCAUGAAGAACAUGAUCAACACCACGCUUCUGGUGUCCAAAGCGCUGGCCAUGGUGGCCAUCAGUACCACACACCAUGGCGUUCUCUCGGACUUGCUGUCCGCGGACGGGAACAACAUGGACAUCAUGGACCUUGCCGACUACUUGGCCGAGGACGAGAAGUUGCCGCGCAUGCUCACCUUUGCGGAGGCGACUGCCAUCGUGUCGCGGGGCGCGCAGCAGGUGCUGAUCGGAUGGUCGGAAGAUGGCGACUACGUGAUGAAUCCCAAGAGCAAGAUGACGCCGCGAUCCUGGACGGAAGAGGACCGCCUUGUAGUCAUCAAAGAUGUCUGACACGGCCGAGCCUUGAACAAGGG